AUGGGCGACUCAAGCAAACCUAUCCGCUAUGUCGAUAUCGGAAUCAAUCUCAGUGACCCUGUCUUCGUGGGCAAUUACCAUGGCAAGCAAGUCCACGAUAAUGACAUGGAUGACAUUGUUCAGCGGGCCCGAGAUGUGGGCUGCGAGAAAUUCAUGGUGACAGGCUCCGACUUGGAGGAAUCUCGGCGUGCUAUCCAGAUUGCCAAGGACUACCCGGGGUUCUGCUACGCUACGGUUGGGGUUCACCCCUGUCAAGCGAAGCUCUUCGAUGAAUUCCCUGGCGGGCCUUCAAAAAUGCUAGAGGAGCUGAGGGCGCUCGUAUUAGAGGCUAAGGCAUCGGGCCAAGCUGUUGCCUUUGGAGAGUUUGGCCUUGAUUACGAUCGCCUCUUCCUGAGCGCGAAGGAACCCCAGCUGAAAUAUUUCGAAGCCCAAUUGGACUUGGCAGUAGAGGUCCAACUUCCGCUAUUUCUUCAUUCGCGAGCUGCCGGCGAAGAUUUCGAGAGGCUUCUGGCGCCUCGUCUCGAAAAGCUUCCCAAGAAAGGUCUCGUGCACAGUUUUACAGGAACGCUCGACGAGAUGGAACGAAUGGUUGCCCUAGGUCUCGAUGUUGGUGUCAACGGCUGCAGUCUGAAGACAGAAGAGAACCUCGAGGUGGUCAAGGCCCUUCCACUGGAACGGCUUCAGAUUGAGACUGAUGGCCCUUGGUGUGAAAUACGCCCUUCCCAUGCGUCUGCGAAGUAUCUUGAAGGAGCCCCGCCGCUUCCAAAAGCCGUAAAGAAGGAAAAAUGGCAGAAGGGGCUAAUGGUUAAGGGUCGCAACGAGCCUGCAGCGAUUGCUCACGUUGCUCAUGUCAUCGCCAAAGUGAAAGGCAUCACCGUGGAGGAAGUUUGCGAAGCGUGA
Messenger RNA from Aspergillus homomorphus CBS 101889, 900 nucleotides. RefSeq names its product 3'-5'-exodeoxyribonuclease. Gene Ontology annotation, molecular function: 3'-5'-DNA exonuclease activity. NCBI's taxonomy places the organism in Eukaryota, Fungi, Ascomycota, Eurotiomycetes, Eurotiales, Aspergillaceae. Bases 1 to 900 code for a protein of 299 amino acids. The record is from RefSeq and is a predicted model, not a curated record. The transcript is spliced from 4 exons. Gene Ontology annotation, cellular component: cytosol.